AUUGGUAUCUAAAAUAAAUUAUUCUCCUGAAAAAAGGAAAAGCAAAAAAUGAGAAAAAAGUCUGAUCUCUCCAACAAACAACACAGAUGGGUCUUUAAAUACCCUCGUUCUGACAUGAAAUGAAAACAAAAGGUAGCAGUUACAGGUAUCAAUUACAAAGAAUGUGUGACGAAGAAGAGAGAGAGUUGGGAAGACAGGAAGCGCCUGGGACUUGUCCGCACUGCGGUGGCAAAGUCCAAGCGGUGGACGUAGAAAGGCGGUGGAGGUGCUGCUGUUUCUUUCCCAUUUGCUUCUCCAUUAAGCGAAAAUAUUGCUGCACCUUAUGUUCUAGGCGUUUGGUCUUGUAUUUCUAGUUUUUUUUUUUAAUUAAUUGGAAGGAUAAUUCUAAUUCAGAUUAAUUUCCAUUUUCGCAUCUUAAUUAGUUUAGCUUAGGCUA
This is a messenger RNA of Gossypium raimondii (Peruvian cotton), 436 nucleotides long. RefSeq lists its product as uncharacterized. The transcript has 2 exons. Lineage: Eukaryota; Viridiplantae; Streptophyta; Magnoliopsida; Malvales; Malvaceae. The coding region runs from base 120 to 353 and encodes 77 amino acids. The record is from RefSeq and is a predicted model, not a curated record.